Molecule: messenger RNA, 2217 nt
Organism: Lithohypha guttulata
Lineage: Eukaryota; Fungi; Ascomycota; Eurotiomycetes; Chaetothyriales; Trichomeriaceae
Exons: 2
Coding region: 1-2217 (738 amino acids)
Source: RefSeq, a predicted model, not a curated record
AUGGGUUGGUCACUUGGCAAGUCGAUCACUAGAACAACAUCUCAAGAGGCAACAGUGACGCGUGCUUCUGUUUCGAAACUUCAGCACAAAGGCAGCCACGCAGAGCAUCCAAGACACAAACCACUUCCAUUCUUGGCAUCACCUGUUGACCCCGAGGCUUUGAAAUGGAUUGCGAAGAAAAAGAGGUCAGGAAAUGGUGUGCAGAGGACGACCACGGUAGCACAAUACGAGGCCGAGCAGUCAGAAUCGGCACUGGCUCAUCGAAUCUUCCGAAAACAGCAUGAAGCUAGUACUUUGGAAUUGUUCUUCGAUUUAUUCUUCGUUGGUAACCUGGCUGUGUUUACGACAAAAUCGGCACAUGUUGAUGCACAGUCGCUAUCAAACUACCUCGGUUUUUUCGCCAUUCUCUGGACGACCUGGUUCCACGUCGCCAUGUUUGACGUUCGAUUCUACGUCGACAGUGUUUUCACGAGAAUCUGCAAAUUCAUCGCUUUUGGCAUUAUGGUCUCCUUGGUCGGACUGAGCUCUCUCUACGACUCGAUUCUGUCCGGUGGAACAACACGGGCCUUUCAUGGCAUUGCACUACUGAUGUUCGGCUGUCGAAUACUCUGGAUCAUCCAAUACGCUGUUGUGCUCUAUUUCGUUCGGGCUUUUGACAAAACUCUUGUCCCAAUGAUGGCAACCAUGUUCGUCUACGUUGCCGCAGCUGCAGGAUUCUUGGCCACAUUCAUAAUGGACCGUACGAACAUGUCUAUCGCGGGCACUGAGGGUGCAUCCAAGGUUCGGUUAUGGUAUAUUUUUAUUUGCGUCGAAGCUGUAGGAGUCAUUACGAUCAGCAUGGUUUGGCGGGUCCUGUCCUUCAAGCAUACUCACCUUGUCGAACGUGUCGGACUGCUUUCACUAAUCAUCAUGGGCGAAGGCAUCAUUGGUCUGAUCAAAUCAGUUUCAUAUGCCAUUCAAGGUACGUCGGUCCAUUUAUGGGAAGAAACUGGCAUCAUUACCUUUGCUGUCUUGUUGAUCUACCUCAUCUAUGUCCUGUACUUCGACAAUGUCGAUCACCAUCGAUUCGGUACGAUCGGCCAACAGCUGUGGACAUUGUUCCACUUCCCGGCUCAUGUCUGUAUCCUUCUUACGGUCGAAGGGUCCACUGCUCUUCUCAUCUGGAACGCAUGCCGUAACGCAAUCGGGUGGAUUACAGAAGAUUCGCUUCCCAGUGCAACAAACCCAAUCCGCAAUCCGGUGGCCAAAAAGGACUUUGCGAGCCUUGAAGAGUUUGUGGCUCAGGUCAACAAGACUUACUGGGAGACCAGUACCCAGUACUACUACAAAAGCCUAACUGAAGACUACUACAGUACCACGAAAUUUAAUGAAGAUUUAGCCAAAUUAUCUAAACCUAAAGCGUCCUUUGGCUCGGAUGAUUGGGCAGCUGAGGUUAAAGUAAUCCUGGAGAAGAUGAGCAACUACUUUCAGUAUUUCAUCUAUCAAAAUUUCGGAGCAGAAGGGCCAAAUCACAAACUUAAGAAGACGAAGGAGUAUGACCAAAAGGUCGAGCUUUACGAAGACGGUUACAAGUUUACACUGAUGUAUUUCUAUUGCUCGGCCGGUGCGCUACUCUUCGUUUUUGCGCUUCUAUACUGGUUUGGUCGACAGAAGAAGACCAAGACCGAAUGGGCGAGCAUUGGUUUCCGAAUUCUUGCUGGCAUGGGCUUGCCUCUGAUGAUUAUCUCUCCAUUGAAGGAAAAGGAAGGCGAUCACGACACCUUUCGAUACACCUUUUCUUACCUGCUGAUUCCAAUUGUCUCACUGACGUUCCUGAUUGUCAUCAUUAUUGACAAUGUGCUCAAAGCAAUUGCCGAAAAGCACUAUACUGUCAUUGAAGAGCGACGGCUGAGCAGGAUGAGCUCCCACGACACUACAGCUCUAAAGUCUCCUCCGAUCGUGGAGGAAGAAGAGCGUGAACUUACGGAUGAAGACUCGAGCUACGAGCUGCGGCGAAACACGACGCAAAAUGGUCACGGUUCACCACAGAUGGUCCAGCAAGAGCAUGACGGGGCUAGCCUGGUUGGUAAUGCUCAGAGGACACCGACUAUAUCGUUCUCGGAUUUUCAGAAUAGGAAGAAUGGCUAUGGUGAGAUUCAUCAAGAUGAAGGUGAUGAUGCGCCUGAAUAUAGGAGAGGGGACGAGGAGCAGCACUUUCAUGCCAGGAGAUUUCAGUGA